AUGAGACGGCGGUCCUUGCCAACAAUCGAGCUUACACCGCUUGAGAAAACCAUACAGAGACUGUUGCUGGAUUUGAAAGAAUAUAUAGAGAAGAGGGAGCAAUCUGUUGGUCGUACAGCGCAAGAAGAAAUGGUAUUGCGGUUCACUGGUGGUUGGGUACGGGAUAAGCUGCUGGGUGUUUCGAGUCACGAUAUCGACGUCGCAAUCAGCACAAUGACCGGGUUGAGGUUUGGAACAUACCUUCAGGAAUAUCUAGAGGAAUCUGAUAACUUGAAAAAAUAUAUGAACAACAAGGAAUUUGCAUUCACCGAUGAGAUGUUGAAAGUCCAUACAAUCAAAGCGAAUCCGGAAAAGUCCAAGCAUCUAGAGACUGUGACUACGAGGUUGUUUGGUCUAGAUAUCGACCUCGUCAAUCUGCGGAAAGAAACGUACACCGAGCUUAGUCGGAAUCCGCAGGUGGAGUUUGGUACAGCCGAAGAAGAUGCUCUGCGUCGAGACGCCACCGUCAAUGCAUUGUUUUUCAACUUGAACACGUCGAUGCUAGAGGAUUUUACCGGACUGGGAUUGGAUGAUAUGGAAAGGAAGCUGAUCAGGACUCCACUUGAACCAUAUCAGACAUUCAAGGAUGACCCUCUACGAGUACUUCGGCUGAUCCGAUUUGCGAGUCGGCUGGGCUAUCACAUCGACGAGAAGACCCAGGAAGCUAUGCAGGAUGAAGACAUAAAAAAGGCCUUUAAACUGAAAAUUAGCAAGGAACGUGUGGGAAUCGAGAUGGAAAAAACCCUCCGAGGGCCGGAUCCUAGAAUUGGGUUGAAGUACAUAGAUGACCUUGGACUUUACACUACUAUUUUUGCAAACCAACAUGAUGAUGUCGAGGCGUCAACGACUUCCUGGUCUCUUGCUUAUGAUGCUCUAGAUCGAAUACUCAACCGCAUACGCAAAACAGACGAGCUUCAACAGAUCAAGCACAUUAAAAAAAUUCUUGUUCGAGAUGAGGAGGAAUUCUAUGCUUGGGUUAUGGCUGCGUUUGUCCCGUGGGUCGCUGUUCCUGCACGUAAACCGGGUCCGAAAAAAGAGAAACCCCCUAUUAUACCAAGGGCAGCGGAAGUCGCAAGGGACAAUCUUCGCAUGGAAAACAAAAUAGUCAAUGCCCUGAAAGACGCAGCGGAACUUUUCAAGGAGGUCAGCGCUUUGAAAUCAUCGGUGAUUCUCAACAGCAUCCCUGGGACAGCUGCUGAGGUUAGACAACAUGUUGGACUCCAAGUCAGGUCCUGGAAGAAAGAUUGGAGACUGAUUGUCUUGAUGGCCUUGUUGCAAGAGAUUGCGGCGGGUGUCGAAUCGCGUAAAGUUUUCCAAGAAUUCGAUGCCUUCCUCUCAUACUUAGAGAAAGAAGACCUUCUUGAAGUGACAGAACUGAGACCGAUUGCGAAUGGCAAGGAGGUUUCCGCUGCAUUUGAACUUCCCAACGGAAGAUGGCUUGCUUCUGCUCUAGAGAUGCUGAUCCGUUGGCAGCUCCUUCAUCCUCACAAUACCGACAAGGAUCAGGCGUUGGAGGUGUUAAAAAGUCGUAGGGCGGAGUUGGGCAUAUGA
Talaromyces marneffei is the source of this 1590-nucleotide messenger RNA. RefSeq lists its product as uncharacterized. Bases 1 to 1590 code for a protein of 529 amino acids. Gene Ontology annotation, biological process: tRNA 3'-terminal CCA addition. Lineage: Eukaryota; Fungi; Ascomycota; Eurotiomycetes; Eurotiales; Trichocomaceae. The transcript is spliced from 3 exons. The record is from RefSeq and is a predicted model, not a curated record. Gene Ontology annotation, molecular function: ATP:3'-cytidine-cytidine-tRNA adenylyltransferase activity; RNA binding.